Molecule: messenger RNA, 1170 nt
Organism: Caenorhabditis bovis
Lineage: Eukaryota; Metazoa; Nematoda; Chromadorea; Rhabditida; Rhabditidae
Source: the annotation of a GenBank genome assembly
AUGUCGGCCGCGAUCAGAGCUGUUCCUCUAAUUAUUCGCAAUUUGCCCAAGAACUGCUCUCAGUCUAUGGCAUUCUCGGUGUCAUCUGUAUCGGGAAACCCCGUUUUGGUAAAUAAGCACGACACAAAAAGAAUUAUUACGUUGAAUCGGCCAAAAGCAUUAAACGCCCUAAAUCUGGAUAUGGUUCGAGAGAUUUAUCCACAAAUGCGCGAAUGGAAUGAUACAGAAGAUGUGAAUUUGGUGAUUAUCAAGGGUAGUGGAGACAAGGCAUUCUGUGCCGGCGGAGAUGUUCUUGCCGUUGUUAAAUCCUAUAAGGCUGCGCAGAAUGGAGAAAAUACGACAAUGUAUAAAGAUUUCUUCCGUGAGGAGUACAUGUUAAACCAUCUCACUGGAAUUUUCUCAAAACAAUACGUUGCGCUUAUUGAUGGAAUUGUUAUGGGAGGGGGCUGCGGUCUUUCCGUUAACGGAAAAUUCCGCGUGUGCACGGAACGAACUAUGCUUGCUAUGCCGGAAACCGCUCUCGGAUUAUUCCCAGACGUUGGAGGAUCGUAUUUCCUCUCGAGACUUAAAGGGAGCCUUGGAAUGUACCUCGCACUUACUGGAUAUCGCCUUCUUGGUGCCGACUCGUAUCACUCUGGUCUCGCAACGCAUUACAUCAACUCGACGGAUCUUCCUAAACUCGAAACCGAACUUCUUAAUUUAAAGAAUGUAACUGAAGAUUCUGUUGAUGGAUUAUUGCGCUCAUUCGAACCAAAAGAAGUUCCUGAGUUCAGACUUUCUCCUCAUUUAGGGCAAAUUCGCGAUAUUUUCAAUGGAAAUAGCGUUGAAGAAAUCAUUGGAAAUCUUGAACAAGACGGAUCGGAUUGGGCAAAAAAACAAAUCUCAAUUCUUAAGAAAAUGAGCCCAACAUCUUUGAAGGUUACUCAUAAGCAACUUACCGAAGGAAGCAGGAUGAAUUAUGCAAAGAUCUUCACAAUGGAAUUUCGUCUUACCCAGCGAUUCCUUGCUGACAACGAUUUCCAUGAAGGAUGCCGAGCUAUUUUGAUUGACAAGGAUCGCAAUCCGAAGUGGAAUCCAGCAACUCUUGAGGAAGUGACCGACGAGCGCGUUGAGAAAUAUUUUGCACCACUUCCGAACAACGAAGAUUUGAAAUUUCAAGGAAAUAUCUAA